Molecule: messenger RNA, 1032 nt
Organism: Scaptodrosophila lebanonensis
Lineage: Eukaryota; Metazoa; Arthropoda; Insecta; Diptera; Drosophilidae
Product: GTP-binding protein Di-Ras2
Exons: 6
Coding region: 199-1014 (271 amino acids)
Molecular function (GO): GTP binding; GTPase activity
Source: RefSeq, a predicted model, not a curated record
UAAUGCAACAUUAUGUGUGAAAUAUAAUAACACACUCUCGACUCUAAAAAGAAAAAGAAAAAAUUAAAAUCUGAACCAAGACGGGAGAAAUCUGAAAUAUACAGCUUGUAUUGCGACAACAAUAGACCGGGGCACUUUAUUUAACGACAAACGAUUUAUAAACAGUGCGGGCGCGCUCAAAAGUAGGCAACAAAUAGCAUGGCGGACAUGGAACGCAUAAGGCUGGUGCUGCUCGGAGGCGCGGGUGUUGGCAAAAGCUCUAUUGUAAAGCGUUUCCUUUUCAAAACCUACACGGACAAAUAUCGUGCCACAGUCGAGGAUCUCUACAAUCGUGAAUACGACUUGGGUGGCGUCACGCUUAAGGUGGACAUUCUGGAUACCUCCGGUGACAUGCAAUUUCCCGCCAUGCGCCGCCUUUCCAUUGCCACGGCACACGCGUUCAUGCUCGUCUAUGCCACAACAUCUGCGCCCAGCUUCCAGUGUGUCAAGCAAUGCUUCGAGGAGAUACGCGAGCAACGUGGCGACUUUCAGGACAUUCCCAUUGUUAUCGCUGGCAACAAAGCUGAUUUAGCGACCACCCACAGAGAGGUCAAGCAGGAAGAGGUGACGGACUGGGUGUUCUGUGAAUUGCCACGCUUGAGGGCCAAGGUGGUGGAGUGCUCGGCCAAGGAGGACACCAACGUGACCGAAUUGUUUAAAACCCUCUUAUCCCUCUCCCGGUUCUUGCCGGCUAGCAGCACCACCAGCGGAGCCGGCAGCAGCGAUGCUGCGACCAGUGGUUUCAAACGACGCUCAUCGGCCUAUGUCAGUGCAUCGUCCAGCCGCAAUAAGAAUCGCAUGGCCAGUCCGUCGGUUAGCUGCGAGAAAAAAUCAAAUCUGGUGGAUGCCGUCGACGUUGCCAGCACCAGUGCUGAGGCCAAAUUGAAACCGCGUUCCAGAUCUCUCAUACGGCGCGCUUCACGCAAGACCAAGCAGCAAAUCAACAACGCAUCCGAUGAAUGCAAUUUACAGUAAAUAGCCAACACAAUGGGC